UCUAGUCCCAGUGACGGCUGACAUGAUUCGUGUGUGGCUGGGUGGUGAAGUUCGUCCCGACAGGAAUGUAAAAUGCAAAUAACUAUCUUUUGAAUGUUGAACGCUAUACGGGUUACUGCUAGAGUAAACGGAGGGAACAAUGGUGAAAUAUUUCUGCUGCGCAGGUUUACUCAAAAACACCUGGGACCAAGUCUGUGUUGCCUUCUGGCAACGAUAUCCCAACCCCUACAGUAACCAUGUUUUGACUGAGGACAUCAUUUUCCGAGAGGUUACACCCACCAACUGUCUCAUUUCCAGACGUCUGUUGACCAAAACUAGCCGAGCGCCUCGAUGGAUGGAGCGUUACCUUCCAAAGCACAUGGCCAGCUCAGCGUACAUCAUUGAGGACUCCAUUGUGGACCCUCAGAAAAGGACCAUGACCACAUUCACAUGGAACAUCAGCCACGCUCGCCUCAUGUCCGUGGAAGAGCGGUGUGAGUACCGAAUUAACCCUGAGAACGGCGGCUGGACAGAGAUGAAAAGAGAAGCUUGGAUCUCUUCCAAUGUCUGUGGGCUCUCUAGAGCUAUUCAGGAAUUUGGCCUCGCACGGUUCAAGACCAGUGUUACAAAGACCAUGAAAGGGUUCGAAUAUGUGCUGGCCAAAAUGCAAGGUGAAACUCCAUCGAGAACCCUAGCAGAAACAGCUACGGAGCGGGCAAGAGAAACAGCACUGGCAGCUAAGGAGAAAGCCAAAGACCUUGCGUCACACGCCCAGAAGAAACAAUACGUGUGAGGAGCUGUGUGAAUCGCUGGCUCUGCAGCCACUGACACUGGGACCGAUUUGUCUUUACCCCCCCCCCCCCCCCCCCCCUCACGUUGUUUAGUCAGACAUAAGGGUAAGACAAACUGAUCCCAGUCAUGGCUAGACACCUCUGUGAGGGAGCAUCCAAAUGAAAUUGUGGGUGGACCAUAAAAGGCCUGAGCUGGGUUCAAGAGCCUGUUCCAGCCUCCCUGUUUGUGUCACGCUGAAUUUUAUUGUACCUUUCAAAACCAGAUCAUCUCAGUAUUUACCAGAGAUAGAGAUCUUUGACGGGAAUGGUCGAAUAUGGCUGUGGGUGCCAUAAAAUGAUUACAGCACUUUGCUGACCUUAAUACUGUUCCUCAGACCUUUGCUCAACCUCUGUGCCCGUCAACACCGUUUGCUUUUUACUCGAGUAUUUCAUGUUGUUUUGUAAUAGCGACGUAUCAUUAACAGCUUCUUGUCCAGAAGCUAAGAUCGACAUACCGCAGAGAAUCUGAUUCAUGCAAAUUCAUGUGUGUGAUUUUACUAGUUCAGCUCAUACACCCACACCUCAGUUGUCCAAGACUGACUGCUUCAAGUCUGAAGUUCAUUGACUGAAAAAAGGGUCUAUGUUGUUGGCAGUCGUAGCUUGAUAAGAAAUACACUGACACCUUGUACAUUUAGCUUAGGUCUGAUGAUACAAACCAUGCAACAAUGUGCUCUUACUGUAUCAAUUCAAUCUCAGCUUGUCAAUAAAUGGACAGUUUAUUUGUAA
This is a messenger RNA of Toxotes jaculatrix (banded archerfish), 1535 nucleotides long. RefSeq names its product PRELI domain containing 1a (gene prelid1a). Gene Ontology annotation, molecular function: phosphatidic acid transfer activity. The transcript has 6 exons. NCBI's taxonomy places the organism in Eukaryota, Metazoa, Chordata, Actinopteri, Toxotidae. The record is from RefSeq and is a predicted model, not a curated record. Gene Ontology annotation, biological process: phospholipid transport. Gene Ontology annotation, cellular component: mitochondrial intermembrane space. Bases 140 to 772 code for a protein of 210 amino acids.